AUGGUUGACGAAGCAACACGAAAGCAGCUGUCAUCAAUUCCCCUGCUACAGACGAGGGCUGGUCCCAAAGAUGGCGAACUGUGGGUGCAGAGGUUGAAGGAAGAAUACCAAGCUCUCAUCAAAUAUGUUCAAAACAACAAAACAGCGGAUAAUGAUUGGUUUCGAUUGGAGUCGAACAAGGAAGGCACUCGUUGGUUUGGAAAGUGCUGGUACAUUCAUGAACUGCUCAAAUAUGAAUUCGACAUUGAAUUUGAUAUUCCUGUCCUCUAUCCAACCAUUGCUCCAGAAAUUGCCAUUCCUGAGUUAGAUGGCAAAACAGCUAAAAUGUACAGAGGUGGCAAAAUAUGUCUGACUGAGCACUUCAAACCACUGUGGGCUCGAAACGUUCCCAAGUUUGGAAUCGGCCAUGCCAUGGCACUUGGGCUGGGACCAUGGCUGGCGGUUGAAAUUCCAGACCUCAUCAGCAAGGGACUGGUCAAGCACAAACAGACCUAA
Molecule: messenger RNA, 495 nt
Organism: Helobdella robusta
Lineage: Eukaryota; Metazoa; Annelida; Clitellata; Rhynchobdellida; Glossiphoniidae
Exons: 5
Coding region: 1-495 (164 amino acids)
Biological process (GO): protein K69-linked ufmylation
Cellular component (GO): cytoplasm
Molecular function (GO): UFM1 conjugating enzyme activity
Source: RefSeq, a predicted model, not a curated record